AUGUCUGAGUAUGGUGUCCCCGACUCGCUCAGCUCAGGGCCCUCGGAUGCCCUGCCGACCGUCAGCGACGCGAGCGGUGACGCGCCCGUUUUCCCUUUACUCCAGAACAAUGGCGCCGGAAGCCCUUUAUCCUCGGAGGCUCCCGGCGGCCCAAACCAGGUCGGGGAAGACGACAACGAUGACGAACCUGCGGUAGCGAAGCCCUUCAUGCGGACGACGAGUCCCGACCCUUCUGCACGAGCAGUCCCCGAUACCUUUGACGACCGAGUGCCCGACCGACUGAUAUACAAGAUGCACAAGUUUAGUCUGUAUGAGACGGCGAGUCGGUAUUAUAUAGUUGGCGUCGAUGUCAGCGAGAAACGGUACAGGAUUCUUAAGAUCGACCGAACGACUGAAGGUGCGGAGUUGAACAUGACGGACGACAAGAUUGUAUACAGUCUCAAGGAGAUGAAUCAACUGUUGGACACCAUCGAUGAUGGCAACCGAGGAACGGGUGGAAUCAAGCUACGCUGCACCACAUGGGGGCUACUGGGCUUCAUAAAAUUCACCGGGCCAUAUUAUAUGCUCCUCAUUACCAAGAAGAGCACUGUCGCCAUGGUGGGAGGGCACUACAUAUACCAGAUCGAGGGCACAGAACUGGUUCCCCUAACGCCAGCCAAGUUCAAGCCGGACACGCGCAAUACUGAAGAGCAGCGGUUUCUGGGCAUUCUGAACAAUCUCGAUUUGACCAGGUCCUUCUACUACAGUUACUCUUACGAUGUCACGCGCACUCUACAGCACAAUGUUAUUCGGGAGCGUGAGGCCCUGGCUCAGGGCAUCUUACCACCAUCGGAUGAGGAUUUCAACUCGAUGUUUGUGUGGAACGACUACCUAUUGCAACCAGCUGUCAAGGCUCUCAGGGACCCUUAUGACUGGUGUCGGCCGAUUAUCCACGGAUAUAUCGACCAGGCUGCUUUGUCCAUAUACGGGCGUACUGCUCAUAUUACGGUUAUCGCAAGACGAUCACGAUACUUUGCCGGUGCUAGAUUCCUAAAACGAGGAGCUAAUGAUCUUGGCUAUGUUGCCAACGAUGUUGAGACAGAGCAAAUUGUUGCUGAGUCACUGACAACAUCUUUUCACGCACCUGGUCCCCAGCUCUACUGCAGCCCGCAGUAUACCUCCUAUGUCCAGCACAGAGGAAGCAUCCCGCUUUACUGGACCCAAGAUAAUACUGGAGUCACACCCAAACCUCCGAUCGAGCUCAACUUAGUUGACCCUUUCUACGGUGCGGCUGCCCUGCAUUUUGAUAACCUCUUCGAGCGUUACGGUGCACCAAUCUAUGUUGUGAACCUGAUCAAGGCCAAGGAACGUCAGCCCCGUGAAUCCAAACUACUGGAGGAGUACACGCAUGCCAUCGACUAUCUGAACCAGUUUCUACCCGAGGGAAAGAAAAUCAUCCACAAGGCGUGGGACAUGAGCCGGGCUUCAAAAGUGCGUGGCGGUGAUGUGAUCGGUAAUCUCGAACUCAUCGCCGAAUCGGUAGUCACCACGACGGGCUUUUUCCAAAACGGUGACGGUAUCACGAGCCCUAUGACGGCACAGAAUGGUGUUGCCAGGACCAACUGCAUUGACUGCUUGGAUCGUACAAACGCAGCACAAUUCGUCAUCGGCAAGCGGGCGUUGGGCCAUCAGCUACACGCGCUGGGCAUCCUGGAAAACACUGCGGUCGAGUACGACACAGAUGCGGUGAAUCUUUUUACACACAUGUGGCAUGACCAUGGUGACACUAUCGCCGUUCAGUACGGUGGUUCGCAACUCGUCAACACCAUGGAGACAUAUCGAAAGAUCAACCAGUGGACGAGUCACUCGCGGGACAUGAUCGAGAGCUUCAAGCGCUAUUACAACAACUCUUUCCUUGAUAGUCAGCGCCAAGAGGCUUAUAACCUGUUCCUCGGUAACUACAUCUUCACCCAGGGCCAGCCGAUGCUAUGGGACUUGGCCACCGAUUAUUACCUCCACCAUGCCGAUCCGAGAGACUGGUCUCUUAGGAUGAGACACGAUUACAUCAACUGGUUCACCCCGGCAUAUCUCGAAGAGAGGAAGGUCCCGCCAUAUGUGCGCAAGCGGGACAUUGCCCGCAUUCACCCCGUCGAAUUCUUUGAUGAUUAUUGGCUCGAGUACUAUAGACCCUCAACCCUCUCGUCCUUCCCCAAGAUGUUCGCCUACAAGAUGAACUCAACCAUCAAGUAUAUUCCCCUCAAGUCGACGCAGGAUGGCCGAUACGAUCUCAGUCCCUUCCGAGUCCGCACAGAGGGUGAUGUUGACCACGGCGACAAGAAGAAACACAAGAAGGAGGCGAGCAAAGGCAGCGCGCCAACCCAGAUGCCAGGAGACACUAGGGGGGCAGUCAAGAACGGUGCCCCUGAGCCAGCUCCUGGCCAGUCGCCAGCGAAGGUCAUCUCGCUCCAACGUUGGUUGCAGCCAGCUCAGGACAAGACUGCUCACCAAAAUGGCAUACGACUGGAUACGACACAGCCCUUGCAAAGACCUGAUUCGCCUACAAAGACAAAGCAAACAGCUUUGGAAAAGUCCAAGGCUGCACAGUGGACUUUCACCAAGGCCGUCCACGACUCUCUGAACCCAUCCGUGGCAGAACAAGAAUAUGAGGACUACGAGCGGUACAUCAAGCACCCACAAAACCUUCCUCUUGUUGUCUCAAGCGAUACUCCCGUCGACGUUGAUUCAUCCGAGUAUCAGGAAUAUGUCAGUGGUGGCUGGCAAGAUGAAGGUUUGAUGGUCAAAGGGACUGAGGAAGAAAUUGACGUCUAUGCUGAGCUGCUCAAGGUGGGUGAGAACCCACUCACAGUGACUGAAGAAGAUGGCCCAAAGAAGAGAUACAAGGCCUAUAGGAAAUGGCUACGUGGAAAAUCCUUCUUCAAGCAGCAGCCUCUGGACUAG
Fusarium keratoplasticum is the source of this 2937-nucleotide messenger RNA. RefSeq lists its product as uncharacterized. Gene Ontology annotation, molecular function: phosphatidylinositol-3,5-bisphosphate 5-phosphatase activity. NCBI's taxonomy places the organism in Eukaryota, Fungi, Ascomycota, Sordariomycetes, Hypocreales, Nectriaceae. The record is from RefSeq and is a predicted model, not a curated record. The transcript has 3 exons. The coding region runs from base 1 to 2937 and encodes 978 amino acids. Gene Ontology annotation, biological process: phosphatidylinositol dephosphorylation. Gene Ontology annotation, cellular component: intracellular membrane-bounded organelle.